Messenger RNA from Kalmanozyma brasiliensis GHG001, 3489 nucleotides. Its product is annotated as protein of unknown function DUF625. NCBI's taxonomy places the organism in Eukaryota, Fungi, Basidiomycota, Ustilaginomycetes, Ustilaginales. The coding region runs from base 1 to 3489 and encodes 1162 amino acids. Gene Ontology annotation, molecular function: protein phosphatase activator activity. The transcript has a single exon. Gene Ontology annotation, cellular component: protein phosphatase 4 complex; nucleoplasm. The record is from RefSeq and is a predicted model, not a curated record. Gene Ontology annotation, biological process: protein dephosphorylation; DNA damage response.
AUGGCGAUCGACGACGGUCCUCUCGCGUCCGCGUCGGGUGAUGCACCCUCACAGAAUGGCAUCGUCCCGGUCCCGAACGCCGGUGCAUCCUCGUCCACCGACGCAGACACUACGCCCGCUAGCGCGCCGGCAGAAGCUGCAUUGGCAUCCGCCGACAUCAAUGCAAACGUCGAUCCAUCCGUCUCUUCAUCAGUAGUGCCUCUCGUGCCUUUGAACAUCGACACCGAGAUGACGUCCGUCACCUCCGAGCCAGCGCCGCAAUCCUUCACCACCGCCAACCUUCCUGACAUCCCGGACGAGGUGCUCACAUUAGACACAGAUCCAUAUGCAGCUGUCGCUGCUCCAUUGCAUCAGGCCGACGCACCCACGGAUACCAUCAUGGAGGCCGGCGACGAGUAUCGCGCCACCAUCAAUGCGCCCCUCCCAUCCAUGCUCAACAGCAACGCCAUCCCAUUAGAGGAAGAUGCUUCCGGCGAUCUCUCCGCGUCCUCCAACGAAGCGCUCACACUCACCUCCACCGUAUCUCGCGGCAACUACCAUCAAUGCGGCUCUGCUCGGCGCGUCAAGGUGUACGAGCUCAAAGGCGAGACAUGGUUUGACCGAGGAACAGGCUACUGCGCUGGUGUGUACGACGAGACGGUCGACGAAGCCCUCCUCGUGGCGCGGAGAGAAGAAAAGUGUCAAUUCCUCGAGGGCAUCGACGUCCCAGCAGAGGCAGAUGUCGACGAGAACGAGCCAAUAUUGGGCGGGGUGAAUGGCGAAGCAGGAGCGUCUAAGGCUCAACCGCAGCCAUGCCAGUUCGUGGUGGUGGUCAGCGAAAACCUCGAGUCCGAGGACAUACUUCUAGCUAGCAAGGUCGUCAAAGAGGAAGUCUACCAGCGUCAACAAGAUACUCUCGUAGUAUGGACAGAACCCACCGGUGUCGAUAUGGCGCUCAGCUUCCAGGAGGCAGAAGGCUGCAACGAGGUCUGGGAAUUCCUCACCGAGGUACAAAAGCAUUUUAUGGGGCUCGCCGAGGAGGCCCUCACGGAUUCGCCGCCGACAACACCGAAUCCACAUUCACCAACAGGCGUACUCGGCAUGUCCGCAUCAGCGUCCAGCCAGGAGCCGCUCCUCAACAUAUUGGGCGAAUACAAGGGCCUUCCUGAGCCAAGUCUCGCCAACCUGGAAAAGAUCGAUGCCAUAGUCAAAGACACCACGGCCCGCGGACCCUUGCUGCGCGAAAAGCUCACUGCCUGGCUCAUGGAAUCGCACUACAUUCGCAAGCUGGUGCCCUUCUUCCACACCGUCGAGGAACUCGAGGCCUUGGAUUCGCUGCAUAUGCUUUGCACCGUCAUGCAGACCAUCCUUCUACUCAAUGACAGCUUCCUGUUCGAGUACAUCUUGCAGGACGACGUCUUCCUCGGGGUGGUUGGCAUGCUCGAAUACGAUCCCGAGUUUCCGCGGCUGAAGGCCAACUACCGCGACCAUCUCACACAACGAGCGCGCUUCAAGCAAGUCGUCGAUAUCGGCGAUGCCAUGAUCGUUGCCAAGAUCCACCAGACAUACCGCCUGCUCUACCUUCGCGACGUCAUACUCGCUCGAGUGGUCGAUGAUCCCACCGUGUCGAUACUCAACUCGUUCAUCUUCUUCCAUCAAAACGACAUCGUCAACUACUGCUGUCAGAAUGACGUCUUCCUCAGCGAGCUCUUCCGCAUGCUCAUGAGUCCGGACGAACCAGAAGAAAGGCGCGCAGAAGGUGUCCUAUUCCUUCAACAGCUCUGUGCCAUGGGCAAGCUCAUCCAGCUGCCGGCCCGCAUCUCGCUCUAUCGCACCCUCACUGACUGGGGCCUUCUCAACGUCUUGCAGUUUGCGCUUGAACGCCUAGAUCAGACAGCGCGCAACGCGGCCGCCGAGAUUCUCAUGACCAUCAUCGAGUACGACGCGAAUAGCGUGCGCGCGCAUGUUGUGUCGCAGGUGGAGCAGAAUGCACGUCCGCUGGUCAGUAUGAUGAUUGACAUGCUCCACAACGAGCGCGACCCCGGUCUCAAGACGCAGAUCGCCGAGGCGAUGCGCAUCAUCUUCGACGUGGCUUCUGACGGUGGGCCGAUGGCGACGCAAGCACAGGUGCUGUCGGUGCAGGGGCUCAACAAGGCCAAGGCCGAUCCAGAUCGGUUCCUGACGUGGAUCUACGAGGCUGAGAUCGGCCGACUUUCUUCGCCCUUCAACACGCUUCCGGACUUUCGGGUGCUGUCAAAAGGCGAGAAGCUUCCUUCGCAGGCUCGUCAUCGCUCGGCACUCUAUGGUCACAUUUGCGAUCUGCUCUGCCACAUGAUUGCGCACCACUCGUUCCGAAGCCAGUACUUUGUGCUUACCUCGGAGAUCUCGAAAAAGGUCGGCUCGCUCCUGCAUUCGCGGGAGAAAUUCCUCCGUCUUUCGGCAUUGCGCUUCUUCAAGUACUGCCUGGCGAGCAACAAUCAGUUCACCAAUCGGCACUUCAUCAAGAUCGAGCUCUUCUCGACGAUUCUCGGUCUGAUCGAGGCCGAAGGCGACCGCAACAACCUCGUGGCCUCGGCCUGCCUCGACUUCUUCGAGCACAUGAGGCGGGAAAACAUGAAGACUUUGAUCAGUCAUUGCAUGGAUCGUCAUGGUGCGCGCAUGCGUCAUCUCGCGGAACUGCCUCAUACAGCGCCGUGCUUUUCUUUGCUCGUCAGCCAGUGGGAGAAGAACCAAGAGCCAUUGCCGCAGCAAGAAGCUGGCGAUGCAGCACAACGGUCCAGCGAAGUCGAGGACAAAUCGCGGCAGCAGAGCGAGGCUGGACGUGGACAGGUCGGCAUCGCAGCAGCCGAUGCGGAAGAGGAGAGCUACUUCCAAGCAGACGAUGACGACAAGGAGGCUAGUCGUGACGGCGUCGGCCUGGUCCCGUACGGUGAUGACGAUGAGGACGAAGAAGAGACGACGGUCGCCCAAGUUGGCGCCAAGAAGACCAAGGCGGCCGGCUCCUCACCUGGACCCUCGUCGCCUUCGUCGCUCGUCAAGGUGCCUGAGAAGCGUCGCAGGAACGAAGACGAGGACGAUGCAGACGACCAACUGUCGCGCCUGUCGAAGCGAAAGCCCGCCCGCACGCCGAAGAGCAAGGGCAAGACUGCAGCGCAAUCCCGCUCACCACCUGGCGAUGACGAGUCCACGACAUCGCAGCAACCUGGAGGAUUCAUUCGCAGCAUGGCCAACUCGAUCAGCAACACCUUUGGCGGUGGUAGCGAAAAGCGCGACGGCUCGCGAUCUCCUUCACCGAAACGCUCGAAGACGGCCCGCUCGGACGACACGCCCUCUUCACCAAAGCAGGAGCCCGGCAGCAGCUCCCCCCGAUCGGCCGCCAAAGACGGCAAGAACGCCACUGGCAGUCUCGGCAUCAAGAGGAUCUCGCUAGGUCUGACAGGCUCGUCCAAGAAGAUGGCAGCCCAGUCCAACGUUCGCUCGACCGACAAGUCGGAGAACGACGAGUCGUGA